CAUUUUGGAAGUUCCAGCACACCACAAAUUUACGUGUGUGAAGUCUAUUGAUGUUCAGCUGCGGUAUAAAUGCCAUAUUCCAAAUUGCCGGCAGUUAGUUUGGUUUUCAUUAACCGUCAAGGCGCUUAUACUCACGAUGCAAGCAUUACUAAUGCUAGUGGCAUUUGUAGCCCUGCUGCAGCUCAGCACCCAAACGGAGUAUCUGAGCAGCAGUGAGGACAUUUGCCGUCUAUUUCCGGAUAAGACCAAGUUACGCAAGCCCGGCUACUGCGAUCGUUGGAUUACGUGCAAGGAUUCUAAGAGCUCCGAUGGCGGCUUUUGUAAUGGCCAGCUUUUCAAUUUAGGCAAGGGAUCUUGCCAGAAAUCACUUGAAUCCUCGGACACUUACUGCAAAGCACCGUGCGGCUCGAAGAGUAACGGCUACAUAGGGGACACAUUCAACUGUGCCAAUUGGUAUUUCUGCAACAAGACUACGGUUCUAAGUAGUGGUAUUUGCUCGAACGGCAUGUACUUUGACCAGAACAAACAGAUGUGCCUCUACCCCAAGGAUACCAUAUGCAAUGCCAAGUUUGAGCUAUGCCAAAUUGUGCCCACCGGAGUGAAGAUUAGGGAUGAACAUAACUGCGAUAAGUACAUUACUUGUAAGGCAGGUAAGGCCACUACGACUACUUGUCCCGAAGGACUCUACUAUGAUGUGACAAGUGGCAAUUGCAUCAAAAAAUCCUUGGUCCCAUGCCAUAAGAUCCCGCAUCCUAUCGAAGUGUGUGGCACCAAAAAGCUGGCGAAGCGUAACGUCUUUGUUUCCGAUGGCGCAACCUGUCGUGGGUAUUUCUAUUGCCGUGAUCUCGGAUCUGGUGUUCCGGAUCCCACACCGGCCUGGCAUCAAUGUCCACUUGAGUUUUUCUUUAACGAGGAACGUGCAGGUUGCGAGGCAAGAGUCGAUCGAAAGUGCGCUGAGGAUCGUUGCGAUGGUCGGGGUAAUGAAUACGAACUGGCUGAGAUCCCUGGCUGCCAACACUACAUCAAAUGUGUGAAUGGUGCAGAGAGUGGAGAGAUUCUUAAGUGUGACGAUGACAUGUAUUUUGAUGCAGAAGCUCAGAGGUGCACAACAACAAUGAAGGCUUAUGGUAUCUGUACCAAAUAAAUCUGUUUUUAUACAAAAAGAUUAUUGGAAAUAUAUACAAAAAUUGAAUACUUUGUUUGACAAACGAAUCACCAUUAAAUGCAGAAUGCACAUAAACAUUUAAUCUAAGUAAAAUAAAACUUGAAAUGUACUCACCUAAUGAUCUGGCAUUUAUGUGACAUUCCUAUUUAGUUCGUUACAAAUGUUUCCAAUUUGAUUAAAAUUAAAACUUACUGUUCAAAGUA
Molecule: messenger RNA, 1368 nt
Organism: Drosophila innubila
Lineage: Eukaryota; Metazoa; Arthropoda; Insecta; Diptera; Drosophilidae
Product: peritrophin-44
Exons: 2
Coding region: 137-1144 (335 amino acids)
Cellular component (GO): extracellular region
Molecular function (GO): chitin binding
Source: RefSeq, a predicted model, not a curated record